AUGUCGGCAGUAGACCAGCUCAAGCAGCAGAACGCUGCUUUGCAAUGCCCAGGAGCGAAGAAGACUACCGCGACUCCCACCAAGGCCACAACAUCGACUGCCACGAAGCCUACUCCUGUCAUGAAGACUGUUGCUACUGCUACUACCGCAACUGAUGCUGCUGCUGCUGCUGCUGCUGCUGCACCUGUGAGGAAAGCCCCUCGGAAAUUGAAUGCAGCUGGUACAUCUACUCCCACGGCAGCCCAGCCAAAAGCUCCCGUGCCCGCAAAGGCAACACCCGUCAAAGCAAGGACACCACUUGGAACGCAGAAGACACUUCCAGUCGGCUCGAGCAAGCCAGCAGCUACAUCCACACCCGUCAAGAAGACUCCAGCCACUGCAACCAAGACACCUGUCGGUAGUGCAUCAAAGCCCACAGCUCUGAAGAAAGACACCCCAACCGCAGAGAAGAAAACCACCAUCCCACCAGCCGUGAAGUCAGCGUCGACAACCAAACCAACCCCCAUCAAGAAAACGCCCACCAAGACCGUGAACCCAGAUGGCCAGACCUCCAAGCCCACGGGCGCUCUCUCCCGCACCGUCGCCACCGGCACCGGCGCGCUCAACAAGACCGUCGGCACCACGACCGGCACGCUCAACACCGUGACCGACUCCGCGACGAGUGGGAUAAACACGGGGCUGAAUACCGUCACGGGCGGGGUGGGCAAGGGCCUCGAUGCCAUCCCCGGCGGCGCGGGGAAACCUGUCAAACACGUGACGGAUAACGUGGGCAAGACGGCGACGGGGGCCGCGGAUAAUCUGUACUACACGGCGGGCGCGGCGACAAAGGGCGUGCAGGGCACGGUGAGUAAGACGACGGGCGCGAUUGGGCGGGGGGAUGUCAAGGGUACGGCGGCGGGUGUGACGAGCGGUGUUGGAAACACGGUUACAGGCGUGGGAAGGGGCGCGGGGAACCUUGUGGGCGAUGCGGUGGGCGGCGUGGGCAAGACGGUGGGUGGGCCGUUGGGGGAUGUUGUAGGGGGUGUGGGGAGGGGUGCGAAUAACGCUGUAUCUGGGAUUACUGGGGGGCUUGGGGAGGGCGUGGGAAAGUUGGGGAAGGGUGAUGUUAUUGGGGGUGUGGGGAGCACGCUUGGUGGUGUGGGUAAGGGGGUGAGCGGGCUGUUUGGGGGCUUUGGGCAGGGCGGGAAGGAGGAGGAGAAAUGA
Messenger RNA from Parastagonospora nodorum SN15, 1203 nucleotides. RefSeq lists its product as hypothetical. The transcript is spliced from 3 exons. NCBI's taxonomy places the organism in Eukaryota, Fungi, Ascomycota, Dothideomycetes, Pleosporales, Phaeosphaeriaceae. The record is from RefSeq and is a predicted model, not a curated record. The coding region runs from base 1 to 1203 and encodes 400 amino acids.